Anneissia japonica is the source of this 2995-nucleotide messenger RNA. Its product is annotated as synembryn-A-like. The record is from RefSeq and is a predicted model, not a curated record. Bases 269 to 1864 code for a protein of 531 amino acids. The transcript is spliced from 14 exons. Gene Ontology annotation, biological process: G protein-coupled receptor signaling pathway. Gene Ontology annotation, molecular function: guanyl-nucleotide exchange factor activity; G-protein alpha-subunit binding. Lineage: Eukaryota; Metazoa; Echinodermata; Crinoidea; Comatulida; Comatulidae. Gene Ontology annotation, cellular component: cytoplasm.
UAUACUAUACGAAUCCGUGUGCUGAGACGCUUGUUGAAUUAAAAAUUAAUAAUAAAAAUAGGUUAAGCUACCACUAGCUAAGCAUAGGCCAGUAAUAAAUAAGAAAAACUUUAAGGAAAAGAAAAGGAUUUAGUUAUCUUUUCCGUUUAAAUUAUUCGUAGGCAGCAAGUUUUAUUCGCAAUUUAAACUCGAUCUGCAAUAGGCCUAGGCCUACAGGUUCUUUGUCAUUUUUUUUUUAUUUAACCGCGUCUCAUUCUGAAUAUAAAAAAUGGAAGAAUUUGUGCAGCCGAUGGCAACUGCAUUUGACAGUAGAGAUGAAACACAGAUCUGUAGUAAAUUACAAGAAUUUAAUAAGGAGAAUGCACAAACGUUUUCCUUCAAAGAUCUGAACACAGAAACUAAAAAGAAAUUGAUAGGCGAUAUUUUGCAGUGUCUUGGAGAAGCAGAAUAUGGCAUUGAGUGUAAGCGCCUGUGUUUGGAGACAGUUCGAAUCCUUAGCAGGGACAAGUUUCGGCUGUUACAGCUGCAAGAAGAAGAAGGUGUUUCAUUGCUUAUGAAAUUUGCAGGCUUAACAAAUGAAGACUUUAUUGCAGAUGCUUUGGUAGAAGCACAGAAGAGUUUAUGCAACCUAGUCUACAAUAGUCAGUCUGUACAACAAAUUUGUGGUAAUACUGACUGUGUUCAAAAUAUGCUAAUGAGGGUCAACAACACUGGUGACCCAGCAUUGAAUGAUGACACAAGGUAUUAUGACCUUCGACUUUUGUUCCUCAUCACUGCAUUCAAUCGGCAGUCAAGGAGCGUGGCCAGGCUGGAUUGCAAUGGUGUUAGUGUUCUUACUAACACUUUGCACAGUCACGUUCUGCAGCCUGAUAGUACCACCAUCACAAGCAAACAGCUUCUGCUGGCUGUUGAGGUUCUCAAGUGCUUUUUUAACAUCACUAUUGAUGUUGAAUUAAAUGAGGAAAACGAAGAGACUUUGGAGCUUCUUGGGUGUGCAAUACAGAAGUUAUUUCUCGUAAGGGGACCAACUGAAGAGGAAAUUGAAAAAUUACAUGGCCACCUCACAAAUUUCUUGACCGUGUUCUUGCCGAAGGUUUGUAUCAAACAACUCAUACCAGAAUCCGAAGAGGGCGCUUGUGGUGGAUCAUCCAUUUACAUGGGACAUUCAAUGCAGUGUGUCAACCUCCUCCUAAAGUUCAUGUUGAAGAGAUUAGAUGAGGUUGAAGGUAACAGUAGACUGUCAGGUUUGGAGGUGAUCUCCCCGGCCCUGACAGCACUCUGUGCUGUAUCCAAGACUGAGGCACUCAUAAGAAAGUACUUAAAAGAAAAGGUACUACCGCCAUUGACCGCUACCAUUUGUUCAUCACUACCUGAAGAGGGCGACUCUUUGAGAAACAGAUUAGUUCGUUUUAUGACAAGUCCAAAUACUAAUGUGAAAGAAUUAGUAGCGGAAUUCUUGUUUAUAUUGUGCAAAGAAAAUCCUGGGAGACUGGUCAAGUACACAGGUUAUGGUAAUGCAGCCGGUCUACUUGCUCGACGAGGUUUAAUGACCCUAGGAAAAGGGCAUGGGGACUACAGCUCGGAUGAAGACAGCGAUACGGAUACAUAUUCAGAUGUAAUAGAUAAAAUCAACCCAAUAACUGGUAGAGUUGAAGAGAACAAACCCAGUCCUUUGGAAGGAAUGUCAGAUGAGCAAAAGGAACACGAGGCACAAAAACUGGCUCAGUUGUGCAUGAAGUUAUCAAGGGAAGGGAUAAUCAAACCGAUGAGUGUUGGAGCUGAUGGCAAGAUGGUUAGCUUAGAGGAGAGUUUUAAUCAGAUGUCAUUACCAGAGGAACAUGACGACUCGGAGGAAGACACUUGAAAAAACAACUCAUUGAUAAGCAAUUUACCUUUCCGCAAAGCCCCGCCCAUUGAAUAUUGCUACGAAGGUCCCACAAAACGACAAUGUGAAAACAUACGCAAGCAGUGUUUUGUCGGACAUGUGCAUAUUCAUGGCCUUGUUCUGAUUGCUUAAGUUUGAUUAAUUCCUCCAUGAUUCGAUUGACACCCCUUAAAGGUCCACCAAUUAGUACGUCAUUGUUUGCCACAAUGCAUGCUGGGAUGGUAGAGAGGGCAAAGUAGAUGCUUUUUAUAAAUUAGACGGUUGUUAGAGCAGGCCCAGUCAAAAGCAAAAUCAAAAUUACAUCACACAGCAAAAACUGGGACACAUUCCAUUAUUUAUAUACGAAAAAGAAAACGAUUUAUGAAUUGUUUAACCUUUACAAUCAAUAUGCACUCUAAAUAAUACAUGUCAUUUGUUUCAUGACUACUGAUAAUAGUGCAAUGUUAAUAAAAGUAGAAAAUGUAUUAUUUUGUUUUUGGUACAAAUGGAGACACAAAUUUAUAUGAAGUUAUACAAGUGUACAAUUUACAGAAUGCAUAUUCAUUUUAGGUGUUAUUAUUAUUGAAGAUAAAAUUUGUUAACAAUUUGCAUUUCAUAUUUAUUUUAUAUAUACUUUUUGUUAUUCAUAGUAUAUAAUAUAUUCAUAUGAAUAAUGAAUAUGCAUCUACAGUUGAACUGUUCAAUUGUUAGGCUUUGAUAAAAUUUGACGUACAGAUUGUUUAAUGGAAAAUUAAUGGAAAACACAACAAUUUGGCAUGUUAAAUAAGAUCGACUUAAAAAUUAUUUGAGUUUGCAAAAGUUUCACAGUAUUCUUCAUAAUGAUUGGUUAAUAUACUAUUACAGUAUUUAAAAAAAUUGAAAAAUAUAUCGCAGCAGUUGAUAGAUGCAUAAUGCUGUUCAUAUAUUCCUAAAAACAGACAAAUCCAAUUUGAAAAGGUGCUCUCUCUUGGCACCGCCAUUGCUGGAGACCUUAGGGUCUUCCCCCAAAUGCAUUUCAUGUGUAAAUUAUUUAGAAUAGAUUAUGAUGAAAAUAAAAUACUGUAUUAUUUGAUCCUUCAAAUGAGUAAUCAUGUCAUAAUAUUGAAUGAAGCUCUGUCCAUGAUAUCCAAA